AGCAGUGUAAGAAAAUGCCGGUCGAAUUGGCAAUUGAAAAAGUGAAUUGUAUAACAAAAUAUAAUACAACCUGUACAUUUGCCAAUUGUUACAGCUUUGUUUGCUGAUAAUUGCUAGGCAACGUAUCGGCUGGUGCCACCUAUACACCACGCCGUAGAACUACGAGUCAGGACGUGGUCCGCAAUCGUGAGAGUUGUAUGCGAGAGAUGAAGUAGACGCGUGUGGUGAAGCUUAUGGUGUAUUGUGUCUCAAGAGAGAAGAAAUAAUUGUGGCAUUGUAUUAAGGAAGAACGCGAGAGAAUCAACUGGAAUUCUUCAUGGAGUUGCGCCAUAUCCAGAAUCCUGAUUCUUUUCAUUGGGAUAACGUAACUUUCAGGCAUUGGAGCUACCAGAACAUUAAAACAAUAUAAAUAAUUCUCUAAACUCGCGUAUAUAAUAUUUGUACAUAUCUGGAAAUUUUAAAAAAGUAUUUAAUACCCGAUAUUACACCACUGUGACGAUACAAUUGUUUUUAAAAUAAUCCAUAUUCUUUUUUAACAAAUCGAGCGCCUCGUACUAUGUACAAUAAUCAAAAGGCCGAGAGUAGUGUAAACAGUCUAACUUCCGAAGAAGAGUUUGACUUUUGCAAUGCGGAAACGGGACAAAAAUUCAUUAUAAAAUGGAGUCCGCCGGAGGAGGUUAAAUUCUUUUCAAAAACCCGUUACGCCUCACCCAGGGUGUUUAGCAAGUCUGUCCCACGGCGAAAUAAGAGUCUGGCCCGUUACCGGAUAAAUCGUUCUUUAAAUUUUGAUAUCGGCCAUGGAAGAAGCGAGGGACUGUUUAAAUCACCAAAUUCCACUGCGGGCAGCAGCUCCACCCUGGACGGGGAAAAGCAUCUGACAAGAUCGGCUAAGAUAAUGCGAGCCCUCAAUCUAAAAGGUAGCUCCUUCGAGGCUAAAACAAAGAGAAUAAAUAAAUCAUUAAACUUUGAUCUUAGCCCAAGCCCAAAAAGACUGUUAAACUCGGAUAAAAGUUCCUGCGACUUUGACGACGCCAUUGCGACUUCAUCACCCAAGCUUAGUAAAAGUUUAAAUAAUAUUGAUACCAGCAAUGAUUCCAGUAUAAGCAAUGCUUUGGGAACAUCAAUUGAAUCGAUUGACGAAAAUCAAAAUCAAACCCCGUCGCAGCAUCAUCGUACCGUUAAAAAAUCAUUGAACUACCUCACGCCAAGUACGAGAAAGAAUAUUCGCAGUUCACCCGAAUUUAAAAGACAUUCCCCUAUGUAUCGGUCUGAAAUAAUAAAUAAUAUUAUGCAAAUUGGUAUGACGCCCAAUCUGCAAUCAUCAAAAAGAACAAAUAGUAAACUUAAAAAAAUGAAUAACGAGAUGACCAUAAGCACACCAAGAAAUUUAUUUAAUGAUUUUGGUGAUGAUGAGAACGAGCGACCGCAAACGCCUGAGAAUGUCUUUCAAGUUGUACCGGAGAGUAUGAGUGCCAUAAAAAAGAGUCAUAAAAAGGAAAGAUUUUCACGCCGCAUAGGAAAGUCCACAGCUUACAAGAUUGAUGCCGAUACAGAGAAGCAUGAAGAAUCGUUCACAAAUGAGUCUAUUGUAUUGUCGCCGUCGGAAGAGAGGCCUUCCACACCGCAGAUGAACGAUUCCUAUCCAAGUCCCAGUUACGAUGUGAAUUCUAUAAAACAGUCUCAUAAAAAGGACAAAAGCAAAAAGAAAGCAUUCUCGUGUCAUUCUGAUGACGACAAUUCGGAUGCUGGCUCCAUUUUGAAUUAUUCUGAUGACCAGGAAGAGGAUGAAGAGAAGGAAGAAGACCAAGAGGAUUACGUACCAAUCGAAUGUAUCGUGUCUAGUAAAUCCAAAAAAAAUAUAACUUCCUGGUCUGAUAAUAUUGUGCAGGACAGCAUACCUAGUGAUCAAAAUACGAACAGUGAAUUAAGGAAUUUCAUUGAGAAUAAUAACGAAGUGCAACCCCAGUGUUUGGAUUCUGUGAAAGCAACAGAAGUAACGGUCCUACAAGAGUUUGGUAAGAAUUCUGAGAAUACACAAGAGUCUCGUGAACCACCAGAACCGGUCGAUAAUGAGAGCAAUCUUGGAGGAGCCUCUUCUAAUAACAGGGAAGAACUUGUGGAGCCACUAUUGGAUGACUCAAAAGCUGCCUCUUCACCAAAGCCAAUGCCCCAAUGCAGUACUAGUGGUGAUAACUGGAUAAGGACACCAACUGUAAGCAGAGAAGAAUCUGGAAGUACAAAUAGACCAACCACGCCUGAGAACCACAUCAAUUUUUUCCACCAUAUAAUGACAGAUUCGAUAAAAAAAUCACAUAAAAAGAUUAAAGAUAAGAACAAGAAAAAAUUAUUGAGGCCCAGGGUGUUGCAGCAGGGUAUAGACGCCAUGGAGUCCCAUGUUGUGCUGCCAGUUAUUCGUAUUCAACAAGACGAGAAUGUGAAAGACGUCAUUUCCGGAAAACAGACGCCGACCAGUCCAAAAUCAUCAGCGGACCGUGCUUGUACACCAGAAAAUGUGAAUUCCAGUCGACUCUUAUUGUCACAAUAUAGUUCAGUGAAAAAGUCUCACAAGAAGGACAAACACAAGAAAAUUGUUUCCAGUUUUGUUAGACGGCAAAAAUUUUUCAACCGUGACAAUGAUUACGCAACGUAUUCGCAAUACGAUUCAGAAGAUUGUGCUAGAGUUUUAGACCACAGUGGAAGCAAUUAUGAAUCUGCACAAGAGGAUAUGACUACUAGUACGAAGAGCUCAAAAUCUAAUCAGGAUGAUUCCCUCGAUGGGAUAAUUGAUGUCAAUCAACUGUUGUCACCGAAACACCAAGGUACUUCAAAAUUAUCCUCGAAUAUUUCUCCAUUGGAUAAAACUUCACCAAACAAAAGAAAGAAGUCUCCUAGUGAUUCCAUAAGUAAGGACCUUUCACUACUCUUAUCCAACCCCGAAUUUUCCUCAGUGGAUUAUGAAAGCGCUGAAGAUGAAUUUAAAAUCUUCACACCAAUUAAGAAGAGGAGAUCCUUAGUGACUCCUAAUACCGUCAGACUUGUAGAACGCACAAUAAACACUGAAGAGACGUCUGAAGAUGCUGAGAGGAUUGACAGAUCUCGUUGUGUUACACCAAUAAUGUCAUCUAAAGAUCACAACAUGCAGUCAUGUGGAAACGAUCUGAUGACUCCAGAUAAAAGCAACAAUACUUUACCAUUAAUGACUGAGGAAUCGUCAAAGGAUAUGCAAGUACAAGCAACAACAGAAAAUCCAAGUGGUAGAUCAACACCAAAAAACAGAUCGACAGCAGAGUUAAUUUUCAAUAUUGAUUCGAUAAAGAAGUCUCAUAAAAAAGAUAAGCGCAGUUAUGGAUUACGUAGAUCUUUGAUAAGUGAACAAAAAAGAUGUGAUUAUGGUGCAAAGGAGAAUAAUUGUGCUUCCUUGGACUUUCGAGUACCAAUUAAUUAUCCAACACCCAAUUCCAAGGACUGUAGCUACAACAGCGAUAGAGAUGACUUAGAAGCAUUUAAAAGCAUCUCGGACAUUGAAUCGAAGGAACUGUAUUCCCAUGAUAAUUCAAGUCCACAACCUUCCACAAGUUAUGAGAAUCCUGUGGUGCUAGGAAGUAAUAGUAAGACUGAAUCACGUGCCACGGCGAGGACGCCGCCUAAUUGUCUUAAAGUUCAGAGUUAUAUAAAGUUAUUGCAAACUGCCUCAAUUAAGCGAUCGCACAAAAAAGUCCGCGACCGUAAGAGGCACAAUGUGACGAUCAAAGAUCCAGAGUUGUCGGAUGACGGUUCCAUUUUUGAUGACGAUGACAGAAUGUGCAGCAUUGAGAGCGAUGAUGAUGAUGUGAAAAAUAAACAGAAUGAGCGAAAUAAGAAAAAUAAUGUUUCUAUGGAUACCAGUGUCUCUGCCGAUGAACCGGUUCCAUUAUCAAAUGAUCUGAGGUCGUAUGAACCUAAUUCAUUAGCAAAUAUGGAACAGCAGAUUCAACAGAAGCUCCAAAGAUCGGCAGACUUCUCGGACGACGGUUCGAUUUUUCAUACUGAAGAAAAAAUUGAGAGUGCCCUCGAUGAGGUCGAUGUGGACAGAUCGAACGCCGAAAAUUCAUGGAGUAGAGAUUGAUAAUUGGAAUAACAUUUUUCAUUGGAGGUCCUUCGCAUUUGGGAAGGAUUCCUUUAUUUUUAUUCAUCAAGAUACGUUAUAUGCAAUUAUCUAGAUUUUAAGAAUUCCCUUCAAUCAAUCGUUCCGAAUCGAUCAAUUCCCGACUCGGAACGAUCUGAGUAAUCCUAUAUAUAUCCCAGAAUAAAAAUAUAUAUUUUUCCCUAAUUUCCCAAAAAAUGCAAUCCGUGCAAAACGUAUUGCACAUACGACGACGUGUGGUGAGUGUCAUGUGAUAUCAGCCCGACAAAAAUGAAAAAGAGGGCUAUCAAAAUUCCAAUUUGGCAAAACAAUUUGACAAUAUUUUCGUCGUUUCGAAUGAUAUUUAUAAAAAUUAACCAUCUACUAACAUGAAAUUCAAAAUUCUCUUUCAAUGUGGAACAAUUGAUGAUGAAUUAUCAAUGGCCAAUUGUUUCCACAUCACAAGCGCACACCACAGUCACAUCAAAUUAAGGGAAAAAAGUAAAAAAAAAAUAAAGCCUUUAUCAAUCCUUGUACAAAUCUCUGCACAAGGAAGUUUAUAGUGUGGAAUAAUUGAUGACACAUUUUGGCCAAUUUUUCCAAACUAUGCCCGUCAAAGGUGUUCUAAUGUUUAUCUUUACACGGAUUAAAAUUUUACAAAAUUUAAUUACUGUCACGAGAUUCCACUAACUCGCUCACUUCUGUGUACUGAUUUUUAACGCGUUAACAAUUUAACCAGUGCGUAAUUAGUAUUAUAAGUAUUAAGGUAAAUCGACAAAAACAAAGAGAUGUCUGAAUUCUUUAAGAGAUAUAUUAGAAAAGAAACAAAUUUUUAUAUGCUUUGCGUGACUGGUAGUCAUUAAUUCACUGUUGGUAAAACUCCAGGUCCAGUGCCUUAUAGUACCAUUUUUCUCUUAUUUUUUCCCUAUUGUUUAUUCUUCUGUAAGAUAUAGAUACGCAUAAUCAAAUAUUGUUACAGCAUUAGCGUUUGAGGUAUUUCAUUUUAAAUCUUGUUAAUCUUACUGUUAAAUCGGUUAUAUUGCGAUACGAAAAAAAAGAAAAACGGUGAUACGUCUCUCUGUUUAGAGUUAUUUUUAUUAAUCGACCAUGCGAUUAUUAGCGGUCUUCAUUUUAUUUUUCUCUAAUUAUACUACUUUUCUUAUUCGAUUAGCAUACUAAUUCUAACAAAUCCUACUAUUAUAAACACAAGUUAUCGUUCAAGUAUGUGACAACUGAAAAUAUCAGUAGAAAGCCUCGAUUAUCCAAGUCCUAGUAUAUUUUUGUGAUAUGUAUAUAGGUAAUGUUAAUAAUCGAAAAGAAAUACGAUUUAUCUUCUUUAGGGAUACAUACCUCACAUUAUAAUAUUCGCUUUCGUUAGUUAUAUAGAUCAAUUUUUAAUUUCUCUCUUGCUAUCGAAUAGAAUGCAAGUAUCCAGGUAAAGUUGUAAUUGUUAUAGGAACAAAAAACUAUUGUUAUAUGGGGUUGUACCCGUUGACGAAAAACUUUAGGCAGAUAAUUAUUGUUACACAAAGCAGUUUAAAACUAAUCGCUUCUGCAAUUGUAUACUAACGUCUAACCCAUCGUAGGAAUUAGGCUUUUCAUUAUCUUGUACGCUUACGUUUCUCUUAAAUAACUGUCAAAUUUGAUCUAAUGAAUUUCUGUUGUAUCAUUGAAUUGUUACUAACAAAGUUGCCACACGAUGCUUGAUGUCAUUUUGAAGCGACGAGACAUAUGAUUGUUACAAUUAAUAUUUGAUACAGCGUCGUGUUUAUAUUUAAUUUUUGGAUUAAAGGAAUUACGUUUUUCUCUUUUGUUUUCUCAACUUAAAUGUCUAGGGCAAAACUCUAAGAGAUAAUGUUGCAGAUUUUCAAUUGCGAAACAAAAAAAUACGGUCGAGUAUGUAGGAACUAUAGAAUGGAAGGGAUCUUCGUCUUACAAAGAAAUGUACCGUGGCUGCUGAAGGUAAUUAGGUUUUCAUAUGUAAGUUGUACUAUUACUCAAGAGAAAAUGGGGCUGGGUGCAAUUGUUGCGUGCCCACGAGAUUUCAUGAUAGAAUUUAAUUCGUUCGUCUCUUUAUGAAGAAUUUCAUGCGACUAAUGUAUUGUAAUUCUUGUAUUUACCAAGUAUUGAUUAAUACGUAUCUUUUUCA
Cephus cinctus (wheat stem sawfly) is the source of this 6251-nucleotide messenger RNA. RefSeq lists its product as uncharacterized. The transcript is spliced from 4 exons. The record is from RefSeq and is a predicted model, not a curated record. Lineage: Eukaryota; Metazoa; Arthropoda; Insecta; Hymenoptera; Cephidae. Bases 557 to 4105 code for a protein of 1182 amino acids.